AUGGAAAGGAAGCAAGAAUGUGGAGAUGUCCUCUCCCGGUUGCCAGACUCGCUUCUCGUUGCCAUCAUCUCCUUCCUGCCAUUCAAAGAAGCCGCAAGAACUUCUGUCUUGUCCAAGCGUUGUCGAUACAUUUGGCACGAGACCAAGAACAUAGAGUUUAACCAGGCAUUCUUUGAGGAAUUUCAACAAUUGAUUCAAUUUGCCAUGGCUCACAAAGCCAAGUGCCUGGAUCUGGAUUUCUCGGAUCCAACUUGGGACGAAGAAAGCAUGGAAAAUCACGUUGCUUCAUUUGAAUUGCCAUCGCCGGACGUUUAUCAGCACAGGGAGUUGGAAGAGCUCAGGUUGUUUUCCUGUAACUUUAGGGUUCUUGAAUUCAAAUGCUUCAAAGCACUCAAGAGCCUGUCUUUGGGAUGGACAAAACUGUCUUCUUCUUUUCUCACAACCUUGUGCUUAAACUGUAAGUUCCUGGAGAGUCUGAGUUUGAAGAAGUGUUGGGAUUUGAAAUAUCUCGACAUCUCUGGGUCGAAGUUGAGGACAUUGGUGAUCGACAGGUGCCUGGAUCUUGACAACGGUGUCGUGAUUGACGCUCCAAAAUUGCAGUUCUUUAAGUACUCUGGGCGCUUGGUCAUUUUUAUGAUCGAAUACUUGAAUGCCAUGGUAGAGGCCGAUCUUAACUUUGGGUUUGAGUUUGAGUUUGGUGAAUUUGGUGACAUUAUUUGCGACCUCCUCAGAGAUCUUUGGAGCAUUAGGGUUCUUACUGUGUGCAGUUACAUUCUUCAAGUAAUUCCGAGUGCCGAAGAGUACCCAUUACUUAGGCCCCCGCUCGAGGGCAUCCGCGAGUUGACAAUGAAGACAACAUUGCAUGCUCACGAGUUUCAUGGAAUAUCAUUCUUCCUUAACAGUUGCCCCCUCCUGGAGCGUCUCACCAUCGACAUCGGCAGUCGUCCGACAACCAUAUUUUCGGAACGUGGAACAACGCUUGAUCUGAAUGAACAUGAAUUCUUAAGCAAAUACAAGUAUAUGAUAGUGUACGGAUGCUUGAGAACAAGUUUGAGGGUGAUAGAGAUAAAAGGGUUCAAAGGAGGGCCAAGCGAGGUGGCGGCGAUUAAGUAUUUUCUCAGGUUUGGGCUUGUAUUGGAGGCGUUGUUCAUCUGUGUCUCGAAAGAAAAGGGAGCCGACGGCGUGGACAUGGAGCCACAGUAUCGUGAGAAUGCAAGAAAGUUGCUGCAGUUUCCAACAGCUUCGAAGUCACUUGCUAUAUUUGAUUCCUUUGUUACUGAUGCCAAAGAUCAGCCUUCUAGAGAACCUGAUACGAGUAAUUCUGAUUUGGGAAUGGAAGCAUCAGUAAUCAGGAUGAACAAUAUACUGACAGAUUCCAUUGUUGCUGACGCCAAAGAUCAGGCUUCCAGAGAACCAGAUAUUGACAUGGGCACCUGGAUCCCUAGGAGUAAUUCUGAUUUGGGAAUGGAACCUUCCAAUAAUCAGAUACAAGUUGUUAAUACACAAGUAGGUAUAACUCUCGAUGUUACUUCAGAAGCUUAA
Diospyros lotus (date-plum) is the source of this 1542-nucleotide messenger RNA. RefSeq names its product putative F-box/LRR-repeat protein At1g56400. Bases 1 to 1542 code for a protein of 513 amino acids. Gene Ontology annotation, molecular function: protein binding. The record is from RefSeq and is a predicted model, not a curated record. The transcript has 8 exons. NCBI's taxonomy places the organism in Eukaryota, Viridiplantae, Streptophyta, Magnoliopsida, Ericales, Ebenaceae.